Molecule: messenger RNA, 1799 nt
Organism: Hordeum vulgare subsp. vulgare (domesticated barley)
Lineage: Eukaryota; Viridiplantae; Streptophyta; Magnoliopsida; Poales; Poaceae
Product: metal tolerance protein 1-like
Exons: 2
Coding region: 188-1429 (413 amino acids)
Biological process (GO): zinc ion transmembrane transport
Cellular component (GO): vacuole; plasma membrane
Molecular function (GO): zinc ion transmembrane transporter activity
Source: RefSeq, a predicted model, not a curated record
UACUUAUCCAUCGCAGCUGCGCCCUACUCGCCUAGCCCCCCGUGGUGCCACAUUCCAAUUUGUGUUCGCUUUUGUGACCCGAAUAAUAUCUGUUUCUGAGUUGGCUGUGUCCUCCUCCUCCUAAAGAAAAAAAGUUGGCGAUUGGUAAAUCUUUGGUUGAGGAGGCAUUGUUUUCUCGGCGACUGAGAUGGACAGCCAUAAUUCAUCACAGCCCCAUGUUCCUGAAGUAAUCAUGGACAUGUCAUCCGCUUCUGGAGCAGCUGGGAACAAAAUUUGCAGGGGUGCUGCUUGUGACUUUUCUGACGCCAGUAACACCUCGAAAGAUUUAAAGGAGAGGUCUGCAUCCAUGAAGAAGCUCCUAAUUGCUGUGAUCCUUUGUGUUAUAUUCAUGGCGGUUGAAGUGGUUGGAGGCAUCAAAGCAAACAGUCUUGCAAUCUUGACUGAUGCUGCCCAUCUCCUUUCGGAUGUUGCAGCCUUUGCCAUAUCUUUGUUCUCCCUAUGGGCAGCUGGUUGGGAAGCAACACCUCAGCAGUCAUAUGGAUUUUUCCGUAUAGAGAUUCUUGGGGCAUUGGUCUCCAUUCAGCUUAUAUGGCUCCUUGCUGGCAUACUUGUCUACGAAGCUAUUAUGAGGCUCAUUAAUGAAAGUGGUGAGGUACAGGGCUCCCUCAUGUUUGCUGUAUCAGCUUUUGGUUUGUUUGUUAACAUCAUAAUGGCAGUGUUGCUUGGUCAUGACCAUGGUCAUGGUGGACAUGGGCAUAGCCAUGGACAUUCACAUGACCAUGAUCAUGGUGACUCAGAGGAUCAUGGAGAUCAUGAGCAGGGCCAUGUACAUCACCAUGAGCACAGCCAUGGUACUACUAUUACCGUUACAACUAAUCAUCAUUCUCAUUCGAGCACUGGACAACAUCAGGAUGUGGAGGAACCAUUGCUUAAACAUGAUGGUGAUUGUGAGAGUGCCCAGCCUGGAGCCAAGCCUCCUAAGAAGCCUCGCCGUAAUAUCAAUGUUCACAGUGCCUAUCUGCAUGUAAUUGGGGACUCCAUCCAGAGUGUCGGUGUAAUGAUUGGAGGGGCUCUCAUCUGGUACAAGCCCGAAUGGAAGAUUAUUGAUCUCAUAUGCACCCUCAUCUUCUCUGUGAUUGUACUGUUCACCACAAUCAAGAUGAUUCGGAACAUUCUUGAAGUCCUUAUGGAGAGCACCCCCCGUGAGAUCGAUGCCACCAGGCUUGAGAGUGGUCUCCGUGAGAUGGAAGGCGUGAUUGCCGUCCAUGAGCUGCACAUCUGGGCUAUCACCGUGGGGAAGGUGCUCUUGGCUUGCCAUGUGACGAUCACGCAGGAUGCGGAUGCUGAUAAAAUGCUUGACAAGGUGAUUGGUUACAUCAAGGCAGAGUAUAACAUCAGUCAUGUGACCAUUCAGAUUGAGCGUGAGUAAGGCACGUGUCAGGUUCAGAUUGAGCGUGAGUAAGGCAUGUGUCAGGUAGUUGGUGAUAUCAUCUUAAUGCGGUCAAUGUAUAUCAUCUUAAUGCGGUUGAUGUUAGCUUUGCACUUGCAAAGACGUUGCAGAUUCAUCUAGUUGUUACGUUUUGGUGCUGGAGAAAUAUUUUAUGUAGGCAUUCUUCGUUAGCCUAUUAGGUGACUGGACUAUUAAUCAGGUGGUGUAGUCAUUUGUAUUCACAUGGAUGCAAUUUUUGAGCCCCUUGUGAGUUUAUCAACCUGCAUGUGUAGUUUCAGCGGCACCACUUUAUGUAAAGAUGCUAUGGCAGUACUCCCUGUUUUUAUGUGUGAAUUUGCACCUUGUGCCA